Messenger RNA from Cottoperca gobio, 616 nucleotides. RefSeq names its product negative elongation factor complex member A (gene nelfa). Bases 26 to 616 code for a protein of 196 amino acids. Gene Ontology annotation, biological process: negative regulation of transcription elongation by RNA polymerase II. Lineage: Eukaryota; Metazoa; Chordata; Actinopteri; Perciformes; Bovichtidae. Gene Ontology annotation, cellular component: NELF complex. The record is from RefSeq and is a predicted model, not a curated record. The transcript is spliced from 4 exons.
AACUCAAAACACUUCUUUUUCCAAGAUGGCGUCGAUGAAGGACAGCGACACCGGCCUGUGGCUUCACAACAAAUUGGGAUCCACGGACGAGCUCUGGACGCCCCCGAGCAUCGCUUCUCUCCUCACCGUGUCAGUAAUUGACAACAUACGUCUGUGCUUUUCGAGUUUAUCGCCGCCGGUGAAGCUGAAACUGCUGCUCGGGAUGCUGCAUCUUCCCCGGCGGACCGUUGACGAGAUGAAGGACGCUCUGUCGGAGAUAAUCCAGCUGGCUACAGUGGAUUCGGAGCCCUGGGUGCUGAUGGUUGCAGACAUCCUCAAGUCCUUCCCAGAGACCGGCUCUCUCAAUCUGGACUUGGAGGAGCAGAAUCCAAAUGUGCAGGAUAUUCUUGGAGAGCUGAGGGAGAAAGUGAGCGAGUGCGAGGCGUCUACCAUGCUUCCCCUGGAGUGCCAGUACCUGAACAAAAGUGCGUUAACCACUCUGGUGGGACCCCUUACACCCCCCGUCAAACAUUUCCAGCUGAAGAGGAAACCCAAGACACUUUGCCACCGGCUGAAGUCCUCAAGUGGCUCUGUGGAGAAAGGAUUUAGUGCGGCAGCAGAGAUUGUCUCUCAUUGA